GAUUGAAGGAGUGAGAUGGAUUGGAUAAAGGUUGACCAUUUUGGAUAUUACAGGGAUUCUCUGAACUUGGAGUUGAAACCUCCAGCUGUCCGCAAUAUCAUGGACAUGAACGCACUCUUCGGAGGAUUUGCUGCAGCCCUUGCAUCUGAUCCUGUGUGGGUUAUGAAUGUCAUCCCAUCUCGGAAGCAAUUAACUCUUGACGUGAUUUAUGACAGAGGUCUCAUCGGUGUUUACCAUGAUUGGUGUGAACCCUUUUCAACGUAUCCCCGUACGUAUGAUUUCAUCCACCUAUCAGGAAUUGAAUCACUGACAAGCAAAUCCAGGUGUAGCCUAGUAGAUCUAAUGGUAGAGAUGGACAGAAUAUUGCGUCCAGAAGGAAAGGUACUGAUCCGAGACACUCCUGAGGUGCUAGACAAAGUAGCACGAAUGGCCCAUGCUGUAAGAUGGUCUUCUUCAAUACAUGACAAAGAACCUGAAUCUCAUGGAAGAGAGAAGAUCCUUGUCGCAACCAAACCUCUCUGGAGAAUGCCAUCAAACUCGCACUAAGGCCACACGUUAAAAAGGAAAAAAGGAAAAGAGAGGAAGAAGGUCUUCCCAGUCUUGUAGAUAACAGUCGCUUUCUCUCCAGCCCCCCCCCAUCUGUCUGUCCUUAAGACACCAUCCUGAUGAUAUACCUUUUUUGUGUUCGGUGACGUUGCUUCCAGAAUGUAUCGCAAUCAUGUAAUGUCCUGAUAAUGUUAAUUCUUGGUCACACGUGGUUCUGUCAAUGAUUUUUAUCUGCGGGGUCUACCUUGUGACCUACAUGAGUAAAGUAUGCAUGUGACUCUUUUGUACUGGAGACCAUGUAUAUUAGGUGCACAUCCUUAAUACUUAUUUAUGUAUUGAAUACUGACAGUUCUAUGA
Brassica rapa (field mustard) is the source of this 903-nucleotide messenger RNA. Its product is annotated as probable methyltransferase PMT13. Gene Ontology annotation, cellular component: cytoplasm; endosome; trans-Golgi network. NCBI's taxonomy places the organism in Eukaryota, Viridiplantae, Streptophyta, Magnoliopsida, Brassicales, Brassicaceae. Gene Ontology annotation, molecular function: S-adenosylmethionine-dependent methyltransferase activity. The record is from RefSeq and is a predicted model, not a curated record.